Molecule: messenger RNA, 2418 nt
Organism: Corvus hawaiiensis (hawaiian crow)
Lineage: Eukaryota; Metazoa; Chordata; Aves; Passeriformes; Corvidae
Gene: HRG
Product: histidine rich glycoprotein
Exons: 7
Coding region: 91-1953 (620 amino acids)
Biological process (GO): negative regulation of endopeptidase activity; regulation of platelet activation; heme transport
Cellular component (GO): blood microparticle; extracellular region; endolysosome
Molecular function (GO): zinc ion binding; serine-type endopeptidase inhibitor activity; heparin binding
Source: RefSeq, a predicted model, not a curated record
UUCAUUUACAACUUUGGUGGGCUGCUCUGAUUUAACAGCAGGCUGGCUUUAUCGGGGCAUGGGCACAAGUGACCUAACACUGCAAACAAAAUGCUGCUUCUAGCUUCAGCUUUUUUUCUGACACUACUGCAGUGCUCUAAUGCCCAAAACGAAACAAGCAUUACCCCUGCAGACUGUAACACCAUUGAAACAGAUGCAGGAGUGGCCCUGGAUUUGGUCAACAGACAUCGCAGAGAUGGCUAUGUUUUCGGUUUAUUCCGUGUUGCUGAUGCACAUGAACUACAUUUAGGAAAUUCAUCAGUCCUCUACCUAACUUUGGAUGUGCUGGAAACGGAAUGCUCUGUCUUAUCCAGAAGACACUGGGAAUCUUGUGAAUACAGUGACACCUAUCCAAUGGACUUUGGGCAAUGUAAGAUUAUCACAUAUACAAACCAUCUGCUGAAGAAACCUCAACUAUAUGGAUUUAAUUGUACAUUUAGUCCAGUUCCACCUGACUUAGUAGAGUGCAAAGAUUGUCCUGUGAAACUUGAAGCCUUAGAAGUUACUGAGCAACAUAAAGAUAUCGCUGCAAAGGCCCUGAAGAAAUUCAACAGUGAAGGUAACCACACAAACAACUUUGCUGUGGAUAAAGUUGAAAGAAUUUUAAGGAUGACUGCCUCCCGUGAAGGUCACAUUUUAGGAUUCUCUAUAAAAGAGACCAACUGCUCCAAAUCUAUGCAGCAAGCAGAUCAAGCAUUGGAAUGUGAUUUUCUGCAUGACUGGCAUGCUCACACCGGAUUCUGCAAAGCAAGAAUUAUCAGUGAUGCAGAUGAAACAGAUGGAACAGAUAUAAGCUGUGAAAUCUACCAUCCCUGGCACCAUGGCUGUGGGCGAAGAGGCAAAUAUUCAGGUCUGGGACAUCCACACAGACAUCCCCAUUGUCAUCAUCAUUUUGGUCACAGACAUCAACAUAAGCAUCACCACAGACAUGAAUGUCCCCCCUCUUCUCAGUCCAGACCUGAACACCCUGAGCAUAACCCCAAAUACAGCAAGGAAGAUCAAGACAGCAAUGAAGAACUUGCUAUUUCUUCUCCCCCUCCUCCCCACGAUGAACCAGAUCGCCACCACCCUCCCCACCACCAUGGACCACCCUGUCCUCCUCCUCAUGGACCAGAUCACCAUCACCCUCCCCACCACCAUGGACCACCCUGUCCUCCUCCUCAUGGACCAGAUCACCAUCACCCUCCCCACCACCAUGGACCACCCUGUCCUCCUCCUCAUGGACCAGAUCACCAUCACCCUCCCCACCACCAUGGACCACCCUGUCCUCCUCCUCAUGGACCAGAUCACCAUCACCCUCCCCACCACCAUGGACCACCCUGUCCUCCUCCUCAUGGACCAGAUCACCACCACCCUCCCCACCACCACGGACCACCCUGUCCUCCUCCUCAUGGACCAGAUCACCACCACGGACCACCCUGUCCUCCUCCUCAUGGACCAGAUCACCACCACCUUCCCCACCAUCACAGACCACCCUGUCCUCCUCCUCAUGGACCAGAUCACCACCACCCUCCCCACCACCACGGACCACGCUGUCCCCCUCCUCCAGGACACCCUCCUCAUCACUGUCAUCACUAUCACAGAUAUCAUCACAACAAGACAAGCAUAUCAGGAAAGUAUUUUCCAUGCCACAUAACAGGAACUGUCUAUCGCAUCCCAGUUCUCAAUCAGCAGGAUUCUCUCACACCUCCCACUGCAAACUUUCCUGAGCUAUCCCAAUGCAACCUUUACUUCUCCAGCACUGGUGAAGGUAUUCUCUUCACUGGCUCAAGACUAAAGGAGGCAGCAGAAGCUCCAGGCUUUCCAGAUCACCCUACACAAUCAAAAUCAUGCCCCGGAAAACCCAAACUUGACCUUCCAAAAAUUUUGUCUUUAUUUCCACAUAGCUUUGUAAAAGAAAAUUCUCCUCUGUGACCUCAGAGAAAGAUGUUCCUGGUUCAAGAGUUUCAGGGGCAAUCACAGUCCUACAAUUAAGGAAAACAGCACAUGGAGAAGGGGGAAAAGCAUUCAAUUUCUAGGGAGGAGAAUCACUGAAAAAAAUCAUUAAGAAUUUCAACCUGCUUCUUCAUCCUGGCUAUCUCAGGCUCCACUGUAACUGAAAGGCUCAAAACUCUUAGUCCCUCAGGUAAUGUGAAUGGCUAAAAAUCUCCCCAGAAAACAAUGCUCCUUCAGUUCUAACAAAAAGGAAAAUUCCCUAAUGGUGAAAAUUGCCAUCUAAAAUCUUUCAUUUUUUCAUCAUUCAUAAUUAUAACAUACUUCUCCAAGGAAUCUGACCUAGAGGAAAUUUGACUGCUUUCCAUAAAAAGUAAUCCAUGACACUACAUUCAUGCUUCAUACAGAUUUAAAGAAAAUAAGAACAUGCAAGCAUUUUUUUCUUGA